ACAGCGCUGCUCUCUGAAACAACUAAGCCCCUCCUGUUUUCAGGCGAGUGGGGCAUUUCCUCAGUCUUUGUUAAAAAGAGAGGACGGUGGAACACAAGGCGUUUUCCAAUCAAAAGCCAAACCGUCCACAGUGCUCAAAAUAUCUGACCGUGUCUGGAAAUCCUGUUUAUGCCUUUUUCACAUUGGAGGGAAACAUGUGUUCACCUUGUGGAUGGAGCUAUUUCGGGAUAUAUGUAGGGUUUUUUCUUCUGGAUUGUUACUGGGAAAAGGUGUCUGGACAGCUCUCCUAUUCCGUCUCCGAGGAGGUAAACCUGGGUACUCCUGUUGGAAAUAUAGCUAAGGACCUAAACCUUAAUUUACAAGACUUGGAGAUCCGGAUGUUCCAAAUUGUUACCGGAUCAAAGAGAAAAUUCUUCGACGUAAACCUGAAGACCGGCGUUCUGUAUGUCAGUGAGAGGAUAGACAGAGAGGAGCUUUGUGCAGAAGAAUCGAAAUGCUCAGUAAGUGUAGAAGCCGUGAUAAAUAACCCUUUGAAGCUUUAUCGCAUUGAUGUAGACAUUUUAGAUGUAAAUGACAAUGCCCCGUUGUUUACCACCAAAUUGCAAAAUCUGUAUAUCGCAGAGAGCACUUUGCCAGGAGUGAAAUUCGCGUUAUCUGAAGCCACUGAUGUUGAUGUGGGGAGAAACGGAGUCAGCACUUACAAAUUAAGCCAAAGCGAGUAUUUCUCUUUGGCCGUGCACAAAGCAGGUGGCGGCGUGUCUGCAGAGUUAGUUCUGCAGAGAGCUUUAGACCGAGAGAAGCAGCCUGUGAUCACCAUGACUCUGACUGCUGUAGAUGGAGGGAGUCCUGCAAAAACUGGCACCUCACAGCUCGUUGUGAACGUAUUAGACAUUAAUGAUAACAUUCCGAUAUUCAGCGAAACGUUAUAUAAGACGAAAAUCCCAGAAAAUACGCCGCUGGGCGCGAUAGUAAUCGCCGUGAACGCCACUGAUGCAGACGAGGGCCUGAACAGCGAGAUUGUGUAUUCGCUGAGAAGCAAAGAUCAAGAUCACGUACUUGAUAUCUUUGAAAUUGAAAGUCUAACGGGCGUCAUUAAGGUAAAAGGAAAUAUAGACUAUGAAGACAAAAAGGCUUUUGAGAUACGUGUAGAGGCCAGUGACAAAGGCCAACCUCCCAUGUCCGCCCAUUGUAAGGUGCUGGUAGAAGUGGUGGACGUAAAUGAUAACGCUCCUGACAUCACUGUGACGUCAUUACACACAACAGUGAAAGAGGACGCCAGCGUGGGCACCGCAGUUGCCCUGGUGUCGGUCCUCGAUAAGGACGGUGGGAAAAACGGUGAUGUGGAAGUUCAAAUUAAAAAUGACGUUCCGCUCAAACUCGAAACAAACUACAAAAAUUACUUCUCUCUGUUAGUUGACGGGCCCCUCGACAGGGAAAGUGUUUCUAACUACAACGUCACCAUAGUGGCCACUGAUAAAGGAACACCGUCACUCUCCAGCACGAGUGUAUUUUCUAUACACGUUUCUGAUGUCAAUGAUAACGCACCCCUGUUCCCACAAGCACAAAUUAAUGUGUACGUGAAGGAGAACAGUCCAGUGGGAGCAGUUAUUAGAACUGUGACUGCAACUGAUGCAGACAUUCACCAGAACAGUCAGGUGAGUUAUUCGUUUUUACAAAGUAACAGUGACUCACUGCCGUUUGCUUCAAUGGUGAACAUCAACUCAGAGACUGGAGAUAUAGUCAGCCUGCAGUCCUUUAACUACGAGGAGCUCAAAACCUUCCAGUUUAAAGUUCAGGCCACAGACUCUGGUGUUCCUCCGCUCAGCAGCAACGUGACCGUCAACGUUUUCAUCCUGGAUGAAAAUGACAAUAAUCCAGCCAUUCUGGCGCCCUAUUCUGAGCACGGCUCCGUUAACAGUGAGAGCAUCCCCUAUUCUGCUGAAGCGGGAUACUUUGUGGCAAAGAUCAGGGCUGUAGACGCAGACUCUGGAUACAAUGCGCUGCUCUCUUAUCACCUGUCUGAGCCCAAAGGAAACAACCUCUUCCGGAUCGGAACCAGCACCGGGGAAAUCAGGACUAAGAGGAGAAUGAGUGACAAUGACCUGAAAACUCACCCCUUGGUGGUGUUGGUGUCUGAUGGUGGAGAACCCUCCCUGUCAGCUACUGUGUCUAUUGAUGUGGUGGUGGUCGAAAGCACAGCUGACAUCCAGACUCAGUUCAGACAUGUGCCCAGAAAGGAGGAGAGCUUCUCUGAUUUAAACCUGUAUCUGCUGAUCGCCAUUGUGUCGGUGUCAGUCAUCUUUCUGCUCAGCCUCGUCACUUUAAUAGCUGUCAAAUGUCACAGGACAGACGGCACUUUCAGCAGGUACGGCGCCCCAAUGAUCACCACCCACCCUGACGGGAGCUGGUCUUACUCUAAAGCUACUCAGCAGUAUGACGUGUGUUUCAGCUCAGACACGUUGAAGAGUGACGUAGUGGUUUUCCCCGCACCGUUUCCGCCUGUAGACGCUGAACUCAUCAGUAUUAACGGAGGGGACACUUUUACCAGAACUCAGACUUUACCCAAUAAAGAAAAGGUAAGAAAAGUUCAAAAAUAUUUCAUUUAAUGUGAUAUUUAAAUCCCCCCUCCUUUCACGU
Messenger RNA from Scatophagus argus, 2637 nucleotides. RefSeq names its product protocadherin alpha-3-like. Lineage: Eukaryota; Metazoa; Chordata; Actinopteri; Scatophagidae. The transcript has a single exon. Gene Ontology annotation, biological process: homophilic cell-cell adhesion. The record is from RefSeq and is a predicted model, not a curated record. Bases 195 to 2606 code for a protein of 803 amino acids. Gene Ontology annotation, molecular function: calcium ion binding. Gene Ontology annotation, cellular component: plasma membrane.